GCAAAACCAAAAACUCUUUCUUGGGCGAAGUUCCUUUCGAAAGUAAUACUUACAAGAUGGGGGCUUUCCGACGUGCCGUUUUUUUCUUGCCAGUUGUGGCGCUGGCCGCUGCAAGCAACCCGAGCGCGGAAGAGCACUCUCUUCCUGUGACCAGUGCCGCACCUACGUAUUUCGGCACCGGCCCCAUCACCGAUGCGGCCACUGAAGGCAACAAUUUUCUGAACUGGAAGCGAGACACCUCUUUCGAGUCCGUGACAACCAUGGCUUCCGAGCGAGAUUCACUACUCCCGGGAACGCACGGAAGUUCCGGGGAUCUUGUCCUUGGCCUAAACAAGUCGGGAUCUUCUGUGUCGGUUGUGCGCCGUGGAAUGGGUUCGGCCGACAAACCGAAACCGUCCGGGAUGCUCUUGCCCAUGCGUACGCCGUCCAUCACCUCCUCCUGCUCCACAGCAUGCAGCAAAGACGUGCCUGAAUGGGAGUCGGUUUCUUCGAAUGAGCUGAUGAAGCAGGUAGCGGCCACAGAUUGUUUUGCAUUACAGUUAGAUGAUCAGCAGGUACCAGGGCGGAAAAAAAAAUGUAAAAAGUUAGGACCCGUGAACGCGUUUCAGUUGUGUUUUUCCCUUAGAUUUACAUUUACUUUGAAUUCGAUUCGAUGCGGGUGCCUGUUUCUCCCAUCAGGUUUCUCACGCGGCCACCGCACGGCCGACCAAAUUAGCUGUGCCGCCGCUCCGGAAAAGGUCUCAGAGCUACCUGGCCAUCGUCCGGCCGCGCAGCCUGGAAGCGACUCCAGACUCCCCGGAAAUCGAGGAGACGAAGGAAAGUCGCCAGGUGUUCUCCCUGGCGUCUCCGACUUCCACAUUGGCGUGGGAAGGCCGUUCGUACGCGAAGGAGUAUUGACUCGUUUUCCUAUGUAUCGUUAUUUCCCAUUGCUCUUGCACGGUAUGUCUAUGUGUACGUCUACUAGGUCUACUCUGCGACUUGUUGCUAGGUCCGCGUUGAUGCAGAUGAAUCUAGGCACUGGAGGCACC
Molecule: messenger RNA, 1028 nt
Organism: Amoebophrya sp. A120
Lineage: Eukaryota; Dinophyceae; Syndiniales; Amoebophryaceae
Source: the annotation of a GenBank genome assembly